Messenger RNA from Lagenorhynchus albirostris (white-beaked dolphin), 978 nucleotides. It is a transcript of the gene CTRL, whose product is annotated as chymotrypsin like. Gene Ontology annotation, molecular function: serine-type endopeptidase activity. The record is from RefSeq and is a predicted model, not a curated record. Gene Ontology annotation, biological process: proteolysis. NCBI's taxonomy places the organism in Eukaryota, Metazoa, Chordata, Mammalia, Artiodactyla, Delphinidae.
AUGAAGAGAACCAUAAAGCCAGGCCCAGUUCUCAACCUCACGCCUGCCACAGUGUUGCUGCUCAGCCUCAUCCUUACCCUGGUCCUCCUUGGCUCCUCCUUGGGUUGUGGCGUUCCUGCCAUCAGACUGGUGCUGAGCUUCAGCCAGAGGAUUGUCAAUGGGGAGAAUGCAGUGCUGGGCUCGUGGCCCUGGCAGGUGUCCUUGCAGGACAGCAACAGCUUCCACUUCUGCGGUGGUUCCCUCAUCAGUCAGUCCUGGGUGGUCACUGCUGCCCACUGCAAUGUUGUCCCUGGCUGCCACUUUGUCAUCCUGGGCGAGUAUGACCUAUCAUCCAGCGCUGAGCCUUUUCAGGUUCUGUCCAUCUUGCGGGCCAUCACGCACCCUUUCUGGAACCCCACCACCAUGAACAACGAUCUGAUGCUACUAAAGCUCGCCUCCCCAGCCCAGUACACAACACACAUCUCACCAGUUUGCCUGGCUUCCUCAAAUGAGGUGCUGCCUGAAGGCCUCACGUGCACCACUGGCUGCGGCCGCCUCAGCGGUGCGGGCAGUGUGACUCCUGCACGCCUGCAGCAGGUGAUUCUGCCCCUGGUCACCGUGAGUCAGUGGCAGCAAUACUGGGGCUCACGCAUCACCAACUCUAUGAUCUGUGCAGGGGCCUCGGGGCCUCCUUGUGCCAGGUGAGCACUGGCACCCUGUCCUGGUGAAUGUGGAGGCCCGCUUGUCUGCCAGAAGGGGGACAUGUGGGUGCUCACUGGUAUUGUCUCCUGGGGCGCCAAUAACUGCAACGUGUGCGCGCCUGCCACGUACACUCAGGUUAGCAAGUUCAGUACCUGGAUCAAUCAUAGCCUACAACCAAGCCCACCACAGGCCCUCUCCCCGUCUCAGUCCAAUAAAGACCCCAGGCUCUGUCCUCUUGUGGCUCCCUCCACUCUGUCGCACCAGACUCAGGCCCAGGGUGAAGAUGGGGACUGCUGA